AGAAAAAUUAUUUCAAAUGGUAAAACGGUUGAAAAUAUUUCCAAGAUAUAACAAAAUUUUAGAAUUAUCAAUGAUAGACAUUGAUAGACUUCUAUCGAUGUCUAUCAAUGUUAUUAAUAGACAUUGCAGUCUAUUAGUAACAAUAAUUAGUAUCUCUCAAUAGUUCUAAAAUUUUGUUAUAUUUUAUAAAUAUUUUGAUUUAUUUUUUUAUAUUUGAUAACAACCCUAUUUAAUAUCUAUUAAUCUAAUUACUAAUAUUAGAUUAGUUUUAUUCUAUUAUCCAUCUGAGCUUUUGAGGGAGUGGAGGAAUCUUAUUUAGUCGUUGGUUUCGUUUCUUCGACAAAACCCAAAUCAGAGAACCAAAAGCCACCGCCGUCUCUUUCCUCAGCACCUUCACUGCACAUGGCUUCCCCACACUUUCUUCUCUUCCCAUUCAUGGCACAAGGCCAUGUCAUCCCCAUGAUUGACCUCGCCAAGCUUCUAGCCCACCGUGGCGCUAUUGUCACCAUCGUCGUCACGCCCAGUAAUGCUGCUCGUAAGCACUCUGUUCUUGCUCGCGCCAUUGAUUCCGGCUUACAGAUCCGUAUGCUCCAACUUGAGUUCCCAUGGAAAGAAGGCGGUCUCCCGGAAGGGUGUGAUAAUUUCGACUUGCUACCUUCAUUGGGUUCCGCUUCAAAAUUCUUCAGAGCCACAUUUCUCCUUUACCAACCUUCGGAAAAUCUCUUCCACCAACUCAAACCUCGCCCCACCUGCAUAAUCUCCGAUAUGAAUCUUCCUUGGACUUUCCAGCUUUCUCAGAAAUUUCAAAUCCCCAGGCUCGUUUACUAUACUUUCAGCUGCUUCUUUCUCCUCUGUUUGCAGUGUUUAAUAACCAACCCUGCUCUUACCAACUCUGCCUCUGACCCUGUAAUUUUCUCUGACUUACCUGAUUCUGUCGAGUUUCGCAAAUCAGAGUUACCCAAAGCCACCGAUGAAGACUUGACAAAAUUUACAUUUGAAAUGCUCCAGGCCGAUGUACAAUCAUACGGCGUCGUUUUCAACACAUUUGAGGAGGUGGAACAUAAGUAUAUAACAGAGUAUAGAAAAACCAGAGAAAAAUCGCCGGAAAAAGUGUGGAGUGUCGGCCCUGUUUCGCUUUGCAACGAUGACAAACACGAUUUAGCCGAAAGAGGUAACAAAUCCUCAAUCAAUCAACACGAAUGCAUCAAAUGGCUUGAUGGGCAGCAACCAUUUUCCGUGGUCUACGUUUCUUUAGGAAGUCUCUGUAAUUUGGGAACAGUCCAACUCAUAGAGCUGGGAUUGGGAUUGGAGGCAUCGAACAAACCAUUCAUUUGGUCGAUAAGAAAAGCAAAUCUCACCAAAGAGCUACUGAAAUGGUUAGAGGAGUACGAUUUGGAAGGGAAAACCAAGGGCAGAGGCUUGGUGAUUCGUGGAUGGGCUCCGCAAGUUCUGAUACUAACCCACUCUGCAAUUGGGUGUUUUUUGACGCAUUGCGGCUGGAAUUCGAGCAUGGAAGGAAUUUCUGCGGGGGUGCCAAUGAUUACUUGGCCGCUUUUUGGGGAUCAAGUGUUCAAUCAUAAGCUAAUGGUAGAUGUUUUGAAGGUGGGUGUGAGUGUGGGGAAGGAGACACUUGUUCAUUGGGGAGAGGAGGAUGAGAAAAAGGUGUUGGUGAAGAGAGAAGAAGUGAGAGAAGCCAUAGAAAUGGUGUUGGAAGGAGAUGAGAGAGAAGAGAUGAGAGAGAGAAGCAAGAAGCUUGCGGAAAUGGCGAAGAGAGCUGUUGAAGAAGGGGGCUCGUCUCAUCGGAAUAUUACGCUGGUGAUUGAAGAUAUUAUUGCUCGCGUAAGCUCCGAGAAUGGAAGAUGUUGAUGAUUUGAUUUAUGCUCAAACUGGCAAUUCUGUUUUGAUUAUGACUUUUCGUUUUUGCCAAGCUAGAAUUCAUUGUUCACAUCUUCCAUUCUUGCAGAUUUAUUAUCGUUUGGACCAUUCCCGAUUUACAUUCUCAAUAAAAUAUCAUUUUAGAGCUAAAUUUUCAGUUUU
This is a messenger RNA of Benincasa hispida (wax gourd), 2037 nucleotides long. The record is from RefSeq and is a predicted model, not a curated record. Lineage: Eukaryota; Viridiplantae; Streptophyta; Magnoliopsida; Cucurbitales; Cucurbitaceae.